This is a messenger RNA of Cucurbitaria berberidis CBS 394.84, 1188 nucleotides long. RefSeq lists its product as uncharacterized. Gene Ontology annotation, biological process: mitochondrial proton-transporting ATP synthase complex assembly. Gene Ontology annotation, cellular component: mitochondrial inner membrane. The record is from RefSeq and is a predicted model, not a curated record. The coding region runs from base 44 to 991 and encodes 315 amino acids. NCBI's taxonomy places the organism in Eukaryota, Fungi, Ascomycota, Dothideomycetes, Pleosporales, Cucurbitariaceae. The transcript has a single exon.
GAUUAUUGAACUUCACCAGAAGAUAUAACGCCUCUAAUCAACAAUGUUACAGCCAAGGACAGCAGUAGCCUUACGGCGCGCUUUUCUUUAUUCUCCAUCGAUCUGUCUGCGCUGUCAAACCCAAAUAACAACUCGUUCGCUCGCACAAUCCUCCGGUCGAACCUUCACCUCCGCGCCCGUUCUCCGCCGGCCAGCGACAGACCCCAAACCCCCCCUCACCGAACCCAAUCCCGACCCAAAAGAUGAAGACAUAUUCAUUCCCAAACCGCUGGGUCGGCCGGUUGGCUUCAAAUCGCCGCCACAAGCAGGUGAAAACGCCGGUAACAUAAAAAUUAAGAAAGAUUAUUCCGGCAUGACACUGAAGCAACGGAACCUCGAAAAGCGCAAAGACCUCGUCGAGAAAUGGGGCUCGAACUACUUCCGGGACUUCAAAAACAUUCGCAAAUACCGCUCUGGCAAGACUUUCAUGGCAAACCCGCGCAUAUUCAAGAAAGAAGCAGCACUAUACUUCCCCAACCUCCACGGCGAAACGCUCGCGGAAAAGAGCGCAGACACAACGCCUGUGCUGCAGGGGAAGAUUACAGUGGUGAAUGUAUAUAGUUCUCAAUGGGGUGAGGCCCAAGCACAAACAUUCACUGGGAAAUCUGUCAACACCGAGCUUCACGACAUCCUAGCGGAAUACCCUGGGAUCGCGCAGAUGGUCGACGUCAAUAUCGAAGAGAACAGCAUGAAAGCAUGGAUCAUAGCGCUCUUCCAGUGGCGAUUGCGGGCUGCGCGGCCAAAAGAAAACUGGGGGAAAUACUUUUUGGUCAGGAAGGGAGUUACUGAGAGGAUUAGGGAGACGAUCGGGCUGUUGAAUGGGAGGGUCGGGUACGUUUACUUGGUGGAUGAAGAGUGUAAGAUUAGAUGGGCCGGGAGUGGGAAUGCCGAGGGGACGGAAAUGGAGGAUAUGAACAAGGGGUUUAAGAAGCUGGUCGCCGAGACAUUGUGAGCUUUGGAUAUACGACGUCGCAUGAAUAGGCAGGAAGCCCCAUGAUGAGGAAUAUUGAAAGCCUCAUUUGAGGAAGCUGUAACCAUACUUGUACAUUAUGAUCGGGGCCAAAAACGCCUUGCAUUCAAGAUACCCAAUAGAAUCAGGAGGAUAUCCAGCCCGCUUGAACGCCGAAAGAGAAUAAUCAAGCAAAUGCC